ACCUGAAUUUUCCCUCUUCUGAAUACGAUUCGAUUCAGUUGAGCCACAAAACCCGGAAGAGGGAAGAAGAAAUGAAGCUAAGGUACGCCAUGGUAUGUUCUUCAAACCAGAAUCGAAGCAUGGAAGCUCACUCGCUCCUCAAAAGGCAGGGUUUCGACGUCUCCUCUUACGGUACUGGAGCUCACGUUAAGCUUCCAGGUCCUUCAUUGAGGGAGCCCAACGUUUACGACUUUGGUACUCCGUACAAGCAGAUGUUCAACGAUCUUAGAAGAAAAGACCCUGAACUGUACAAACGAAAUGGCAUUUUGCCUAUGCUUAAGAGGAAUUUGAGCGUCAAACCUGCCCCUCAACGUUGGCAGGAAAAUGCUGCAGAUGGUUCCUUUGAUGUGGUAUUUACAUUUGAAGAAAAAGUUUUCGAUAUGGUAAUUGAAGAUCUCAACAAUAGGGAGCAUCUUCUGAUGAAACCUGUACUGGUGAUCAGCUUAGAUGUAAAAGACAACCAUGAGGAGGCAGCAGUUGGAGCUAGGCUCACUCUUGAUUUGUGCCAAGAGCUUGAAGCAACUGAGUCGUGGGAGGAUGCAAUUGACGACAUUAUCACCUCAUUUGAAAGACAGCACAGGAGGAAGGUUUUAUAUGGCAUCUCCUUCUACUAGAGAUGUCAUGGUUGGCCCUUCUGGUAAUGCAAGUGAUCAACAUCUUAACACACCUAAGGCACAGGCGGAUUGAGGGGUGGGG
Telopea speciosissima is the source of this 735-nucleotide messenger RNA. RefSeq names its product RNA polymerase II subunit A C-terminal domain phosphatase SSU72-like. Gene Ontology annotation, biological process: termination of RNA polymerase II transcription. Gene Ontology annotation, molecular function: RNA polymerase II CTD heptapeptide repeat phosphatase activity. Gene Ontology annotation, cellular component: nucleus; mRNA cleavage and polyadenylation specificity factor complex. The transcript has 4 exons. NCBI's taxonomy places the organism in Eukaryota, Viridiplantae, Streptophyta, Magnoliopsida, Proteales, Proteaceae. Bases 72 to 653 code for a protein of 193 amino acids. The record is from RefSeq and is a predicted model, not a curated record.